CCCCGGCUUCCCUCAACUCCGCCUCCCGGGCCUCGCCCCGCCCAAGCCGCGCUCCGCUACGGGCUGCGUCCUCCACCCGGGCCGGGUCCUCGCGGCGCCCCGCCCUCCCUAAGCCAUGCCUCGGGGGUGGCCCUCGCCCGCCCCGCCCCGUCCUCAGGCUCGCGGAGCUCUCCGUCCGCCGGGCGAAGUCUGUGUGAGUCACUCGCCGGGGCCGCAGAAACCUCAGACUGGCUCGACCGCUGGAUUCAGCCAGGUUCCGGUCAUAAGAAAGCGGCGUUUAUCGGCGGGCUAGUGGAAGUCGCGGCCACCGGCUGCCCGCCCCCGGGGGCUUGUCCGUCUCUCCCCCAUCUAAGCACUCCCGGAGGGGAGUUUCCGGUGGCCGCGGCCGGAAGCGGGUGGACGCGGCGGGGCGAUCAUGGCGACCAUGGCGGACAUGCCGGACUCGGUCCUCCUGGAGAUCUUCGCCUACCUCCCGGUCCGGGACCGGAUCCGCAUCUCCAGGGUCUGUCACCACUGGAAGCGCCUGGUGGACGACCGAUGGCUGUGGCGACACGUGGACCUGACGCUCUACACGAUGCGGCCCAAAGUCAUGUGGCACCUGCUGCGCCGCUACAUGGCCUCCCGGCUCCACUCCCUGCGGAUGGGUGGCUACCUCUUCUCGGGCUCCCAGGCGCCCCAGCUGUCGCCGGCCCUGCUGCGGGCCCUGGGCGACAAGUGCCCCAACCUGAAGCGCCUGUGCCUGCACGUGGCGGACCUGAGCGCGGUGCCCAUCACCAGCCUGCCGCACACGCUGCAGACGCUGGAGCUGCACAGCUGCGAGAUCUCCAUGGCCUGGCUGCUGCGCGAGCAGGACCCGCGCGUGCUGCCGCAGCUCGAGUGCCUCGUGCUGGACCGCGUGCCUGCCUUCCGCGACGAGCACCUGCAGGGGCUGCCGCGCUUCCGCGCCCUGCGCUCGCUCGUGCUGGGUGGCACCUACCGCGUCACCGAGACGGGCCUGGACGCCAGUCUGCAGGAGCUCACCUACCUGCAGAGGCUGGAGGUGCUGGGCUGCACCCUGCCGGCCGAUGGCACCCUGCGGGCCAUCAGCCGCCACCUCCGCGGUGUGCGCAAGCUCCGUCUCACGGUGGGCGGCCUCUCUCCAGCAGGGCUGGCCCACCUGGAGGGGAUGCCCGCGCUAGAGAGUCUGUGCCUGCAGGGGCCCCUCAUCACCCCCGACAUGCCCACCCCGGCCCAGAUCAUCUCCUCCUGCCUGACCAUGCCCAAGCUGCGGGCGCUUGAGCUGCAAGGGCUGGGCUGGGAGGGCCAGGAGGCGGAGCGGGUCCUGUGCCAGGGGCUGCCACACUGCGUGGUCAUCGUCAGGCCCUGCCCCAAAGAAUCCAUGGAUUGGUGGAUGUGACCCGUGCUGGGACCCAUCCUGGUGUCCACCGUGGAGCCCCUGGCCCUCGGAGCAGCACAGUGAAGAGGGAAGCUACUCAGGCUCCAGGGGGCUUGGUAGCGAAAGCCAGGGCCUCGGGACCUCAGACCAUGCCAGCUGUUGCUGGCCAGCUGUGUGGCCUUCGGCCUGGCCAAGCUCUGGAUGUGCAGGUCCAUCCAGAAAUGGCUAAGGCCAGACCCCCUCCUCAGGGGACUGCAGUGCCUUACACUACAGCAGGGGCCCAGCGCGGUGCCCUUGGGGCCACAGGGAUGUGUGUGGGUGGUGGGCGUGGGUACACGGGGUACCACCCUGUAUUCAGUACCCAAGCACGCUGUAGGCAAAUCAAGGGCAAGUUGACUUUAGUAGUUAAAAUGUUCCUAAAGGUGCUCAUGUAUUUUCUGAAUUUUGUAUUCUUACCUUUUCACAGUAUAUAUUAUUUUGCUAUUAAAACACGAUCAU
Octodon degus (degu) is the source of this 1873-nucleotide messenger RNA. It is a transcript of the gene Fbxl12, whose product is annotated as F-box and leucine rich repeat protein 12. The coding region runs from base 416 to 1396 and encodes 326 amino acids. NCBI's taxonomy places the organism in Eukaryota, Metazoa, Chordata, Mammalia, Rodentia, Octodontidae. Gene Ontology annotation, cellular component: SCF ubiquitin ligase complex. Gene Ontology annotation, biological process: SCF-dependent proteasomal ubiquitin-dependent protein catabolic process; positive regulation of protein ubiquitination. The transcript has 3 exons. The record is from RefSeq and is a predicted model, not a curated record. Gene Ontology annotation, molecular function: protein binding.